AUGACAGCCUCCUACUCAGCCAAACAUACCUCGCUGGCCAAGCAUUUUUUGGGUCUACACUCGAUCGAAGUGGCAGAACCUUCAGAUGUUAAGGACUUUGUGGUCAAACAUGAAGGUCACACAGUCAUUCAGAAAAUUCUUAUUGCAAACAACGGUAUCGGUGCCGUGAAAGAGAUCCGUUCUGUUAGAAAAUGGGCCUACGAAACUUUCGGCAACGAAAGAGCCAUCCAGUUCGUGGCCAUGGCUACUCCAGAAGACCUCGAGGCCAAUGCCGAGUACAUCAGAAUGGCCGACCAGUACGUGGAAGUUCCUGGCGGAACUAAUAAUAACAACUAUGCCAACGUGGAACUCAUCGUUGAAAUCGCUGAAAGAACAGAGGUGGACGCCGUCUGGGCAGGAUGGGGUCAUGCCUCUGAAAACCCAGAACUUCCAGAAAGACUGGCUGCCUCCCCACGUAGGGUGGUAUUCAUUGGUCCACCGGGAUCUGCUAUGCGUUCGCUAGGUGACAAAAUCUCCUCCACAAUUGUCGCCCAACACGCAGCAGUGCCGUGUAUCCCAUGGUCUGGAACUGGCGUCGAUAAGGUCGUUAUUGACGAUGCGGGAAUUGUUUCUGUUGAUGACGAAACAUACGCAAAGGGAUGUUGUACUGGGCCCGAAGACGGAUUACAAAAAGCCAAGGAAAUCGGCUUCCCUGUUAUGAUCAAAGCCUCCGAAGGAGGUGGUGGUAAAGGUAUCAGAAAAGUUGACAGAGAAGAAGACUUUGUCUCUCUCUACCAUCAGGCCGCCAACGAAAUCCCAGGUUCUCCAAUCUUCAUCAUGAAGUUGGCUGGUUCCGCUAGACACUUGGAAGUGCAGCUCUUGGCCGAUCAAUACGGUAAUAACAUUUCUUUGUUCGGAAGAGAUUGUUCUGUUCAAAGAAGACACCAAAAGAUUAUUGAAGAAGCUCCUGUCACCAUCGCAAAGCCAGAAACUUUCAGAAAGAUGGAGUCUGCUGCUGUGAGACUUGGUAAGUUGGUUGGAUACGUUUCUGCUGGUACUGUCGAGUACCUUUACUCCUACGCAGACGACAAAUUCUACUUUUUGGAAUUGAACCCAAGAUUGCAAGUGGAACACCCAACCACAGAGAUGGUGUCUGGUGUCAAUCUCCCUGCCACCCAGCUGCAAAUUGCCAUGGGUAUCCCACUUCACAGAAUAAAGGACAUCCGACUCUUUUACGGAGCAGAUCCUCACACAACCACAGAGAUCGAUUUCGAAUUCAAGAACGAGAACAGUGUCAGUGCACAACGUCGCCCAGUUCCAAAGGGUCACUGUACUGCCUGUCGUAUCACUUCCGAAGACCCAGGUGAAGGUUUCAAGCCGUCGGGUGGUACUUUACACGAGUUGAACUUCCGUUCGUCUUCCAAUGUUUGGGGUUACUUCUCGGUGAGUAACCAAUCCUCCAUCCACUCGUUUGCCGACUCCCAAUUCGGUCACAUUUUCGCCUUUGGUGAAAACAGACAGGCUUCGAGAAGACACAUGGUCGUUGCAUUGAAGGAAUUGAGUAUUAGGGGUGACUUCAGAACCACCGUCGAGUACUUGAUCAAGUUGCUUGAGACUCCUGACUUCGAGGACAACACCAUCACUACUGGAUGGUUGGACGAGCUGAUUUCCAAGAAGCUCACGGCCGAGCGUCCAGAUCCAACUGUUGCAGUUGUUUGUGGUGCUGUUACUAAGGCGCACCAACAAUGUGAAGACAACAGAAAGGAAUACAUUGCAUCUCUUGAAAAAGGUCAAGUUCCUUCCAAGGAGCUCUUGAAGACCAUUUACAACGUUGACUUUAUCUACGAAGGCCAGAAGUACAAGUUUACCUGUGCUAAGGCUGCCAACGACGAGUUCAGUUUGUUUAUCAACGGUUCCAGAUGUGUCACCAACGUUAAGGCACUUAGUGACGGUGGUCUACUUGUUGCAUUGGGUGGAAAGUCGCACUCUGUCUACUGGAAAGAGGAGGUUGGUGCAACCAGAAUCUCUGUGGACGGCAAGACCUGUUUGCUGGAGGUCGAGAACGACCCAACCCAAUUGAGAACUCCGUCUCCAGGUAAGUUGGUGAAGUACUUGGUUGAGAACGGUGGUCACAUCAGUGCUGGUCAACCAUUUGCCGAAGUUGAGGUCAUGAAGAUGUUCAUGCCUUUGAUUGCUCAGGAAGAUGGUAUCGUCCAACUCUUGAAACAACCAGGAUCCACUCUUAAUGCUGGUGACAUCUUGGCAAUUCUUGCUCUUGAUGACCCUUCGAGGGUGAAGCAUGCUUUGCCAUUCGAGGGCACCUUGUCCGAUCUUGGUUCUCCAAUUGCUGUUGGUACUAGACCUGUUCACAAAUUCCAAAGAUUGCUUGGAAUCUUGACCAACAUUCUUUCUGGUUUCGACAACCAAGUUGUGAUGAACGCCACUUUAACCGAUCUUAUUGUUACGCUGAGAGAUCCAGAAUUGCCAUACUCGGAGUGGAACAAUUUGAUUUCUGCAUUGCAUUCCCGUCUUCCACCAAAGUUGGACCAACAGCUCACCGAGUUGGUUGACAGGACUCAAAAGAGAAAUGCAGAGUUCCCAUCCAGACAGGUUCUAAAGCUCUUUGAAAAGACCAAGGCCGAGGGACAGGUUGACGCUCUUUUCGAUCAAGUCAUUGAACCUUUGGUCAACAUCGCUGAACAGUACAAAGAGGGACUGAGAGCCCACGAGUACUCUGUCUUUGCGGGUCUUUUGAUGGAAUACUACAACGUUGAAAAGCUUUUUAGCGGAGAGAACACCCGGAUGGAAGAUGUUAUUCUGAAACUCAGAGAUGAGAACAAGGACGAUCUUUCCAAGGUCAUCUCUCUGGCUCUGUCUCACUCCAGAAUUGGUGCAAAGAACAAUUUGAUCACAGCCAUUCUUGAUAAAUACAGACCAGUUCUGCAAGAAGACCCAGAUGCUUUGGUUGCUUUCAGAGAACCAUUGAAGAAGAUUGUCGACCUGGAUAGCCGUUCGACUGCAAAGGCUACUUUGAAGGCGAGAGAAAUUCUAAUUUUCUGCUCCAUGCCUUCCAUCAAGGAGAGAUCCGACCAAUUGGAGCACAUCCUGAGAAGUUCUGUUGUGGAGACUCGUUACGGCGAGACCACUGCUGCCAAGCACAAGCUUCCAGAUAUGGAGAUCAUUCAAGACGUUAUCGACUCCAAGUACAGCGUUUUUGAUGUGUUGACCCAAUUCCUGUGCUCUUCAGACCCAUGGAUCGCUGCUGCUGCCGCUGAGGUUUAUAUCAGAAGAGCUUACAGAGCUUACUCUGUUACUGAAGUCGAGCACCACGUUACUUCGACCAAGUCUUCCCCAGUUGUUGCAUGGAGAUUUCAAUUGCCAGCCCUUUCCACUGCUGCUUACAACUCCGUUCCUGAGGCCUUGCGUAACGUCAAGUCUCCAUCCUCCAUGAACAGAGCUCUUUCCGUCUCUGAUCUGACCUUUAUGAUCAACAAAGAUGACUCUCAACCUCUCAGAACCGGUAUUCUGGUUCCUGCUGCCCACAUUGAUGAUGUUGACGAGAUCUUGGGUAAAGGUCUGGAACUGACUUCCGUCAGUGAAAGCUCUGAGCCAAUCAACGUUUGUAACGUUUUCAUUGGUUCUACCGAGGGAUACGAAACUGAGGAGGAAGUUCAGGAAGAAAUCGCCAGAAUCAUCGACUUCAACAGACACGAAUUGCAAGAUGCUCUGAUUAGAAGAAUCACUUUUGUUGUCGGUGACAAAGUCGGUUCUUAUCCGAAAUACUUCACCUACAAGGCUACCGAUGGUGCCUACGUUGAAGACGAAGUGAUCAGACACAUUGAGCCAGCACUUGCUUUCCAAUUGGAGUUGGGUAGAUUGUCCAACUUCCACAUCAAGCCUGUGCAAACCGAGAACAGAAAUAUCCAUGUCUACGAAGCCGUUGCAAAGAACUCUUCGGGAGUUGACAAGAGAUACUUCACCAGAGGUAUCAUCCGUACUGGAUCUAUCAAAGAUGACAUCACUGCCCCAGAUUACUUGACAUCUGAAGCACACAGAUUGAUGAGUGAUAUCUUGGACGCUUUGGAGAUCAUUGACACCUCCAACACCGACUUGAACCACAUCUUCAUCAAUUUCGGUGCUGUGUUCAACAUUACUCCUGAAGAUGUUGAGAGUGCCUUUGGUGGUUUCUUGGAACGUUUUGGAAGAAGACUUUGGCGUUUGAGAGUCACUGGUGCAGAGAUCAGAAUCAUGUGCACUGACUCAGAGACUGGUGUGCCAUUCCCUCUCAGAGCCAUCAUCAACAACGUCAGCGGUUACGUGGUCAAGUCUGAGAUGUACAUCGAGGAGAGAAACAAAAAUGGUGAAUGGAUCUUCAGAUCUCUUGGAACUCCAGGUUCCAUGCACUUGAGAUCGAUCUCUACUCCAUACCCAACCAAGGAAUGGUUGCAACCAAAGAGACAGAAAGCACACAGCUUGGGUACCACCUACGUUUACGACUUCCCUGAGUUGUUUAAACAGGCUGUUAUUUCGCAGUGGAAGAAAUACGAUCCAACAUUUAAGCCUACUGAAGACAUCUUCAAGUACGUUGAGCUGAUCACCGACGAUUCGGGAAGUUUGACUGAGGUUGAAAGAGAGCCUGGUGCAAAUAACAUUGGUAUGGUGGCUUUCAAGAUCACCGCCAAAACCCCAGAGUAUCCAAGAGGAAGAGAGAUUGCCGUUGUUGCCAACGACAUCACCUUCAAGAUUGGUUCCUUUGGUCCAAAAGAGGACGGUUUCUUCAACAAGGUCACUGAGUAUGCUAGAAGCUUGGGUAUCCCAAGAGUCUACCUUUCUGCCAACUCUGGUGCCAGAAUUGGUAUUGCCGAAGAGCUCUUGCCAUAUUACAAGGUUAAUUGGAACGAUCCAACAGACCCAAGCAAGGGAUUCACCUACUUGUACUUGACUUCUGAGGACCUUAAGGCUCUUGACAAGGCCGGAAAGAGCAGCUGUGUCACCACCGAGAGAGUUGUUGAGAACGGUGAAGAACGUUAUAUCAUCACUGCCAUCAUUGGUAUGGAGGAAGGUCUUGGUGUUGAGUGUCUGAAGGGGUCCGGUUUGAUUGCCGGUGCCACCUCCAGAGCUUACCAAGACAUUUUCACCAUCACUCUGGUUACCUGCAGAUCUGUUGGUAUCGGUGCUUACUUGGUUAGACUUGGUCAAAGAGCUAUCCAAGUCGAAGGUCAACCUAUCAUUUUGACCGGUGCUCCAGCCAUCAACAAGAUUCUUGGUAGAGAAGUCUACUCUUCCAACUUGCAACUUGGUGGUACACAGAUCAUGUACAGAAAUGGUGUUUCUCACUUGACUGCCAGCGACGACCUUGCUGGUGUUGAGAAGAUCAUCGAGUGGUUGUCAUACGUUCCUGCUAAGCGAGGAUUGCCUGUUCCUAUUCUUGAAUCUGCUGAUGACUCUUGGGACAGAGACGUUGUGUACAAGCCAGUCAAGAACGAGGCUUACGACGUCAGAUGGUUGAUCGAAGGUAGAAGUACCGAGGACGACUUCGAGGCCGGUUUGUUCGACCGUGGCUCUUUCCAAGAAACAUUGUCUGGAUGGGCCAAGGGAGUUGUUGUUGGUAGAGCCCGUCUUGGAGGUAUUCCUAUGGGUGUUAUCGGUGUGGAGACCAGAGCUGUGGAGAAUCUGACUCCUGCCGACCCCGCCAACCAAGAUUCUACCGAGGUGUUGGUGCAAGAAGCCGGUCAAGUUUGGUAUCCAAACUCGGCCUUCAAGACUGCUCAAGCCAUCCGUGACUUCAACAACGGUGAGCAGUUGCCACUGAUGAUUCUGGCCAACUGGAGAGGAUUCUCUGGUGGUCAAAGAGACAUGUACAACGAGGUUCUCAAGUACGGAGCUUAUAUUGUGGACGCUCUUGUGGACUUCAAGCAACCAAUCUUCACAUACAUCCCGCCAACCGGAGAACUGAGAGGUGGAUCGUGGGUCGUUGUUGACCCAACCAUCAACUCAGACAUGAUGGAGAUGUAUGCUGAUUCCGAAUCUCGUGCCGGUGUUUUGGAGCCAGCCGGUAUGGUUGGUAUCAAAUACAGAGAAAACAAGCUCAUCGAUACCAUGAACCGUCUGGAUGACAAGUGCAAGAGCUUGCGUGCCCAGAUUGCUACCGAAGGUAUCAGUGCCGAGGAGAAGACUACUUUGGCCAAACAACUGAGCGAGAGACAGAAGCAAUUGCUUCCUAUUUAUGCUCAGAUUUCCGUGCAAUUUGCCGACCUGCACGACAGAGCUGGACGCAUGGUGGCCAAGGGCACCAUCCGUAAGGAGCUGGAGUGGAGCAACGCUCGUCGGUUCUUCUUCUGGCGUUUGAGAAGAAGAUUGAACGACGAGUACCUGAUCAAACAGAUCGGCGCCCAAUUGCCUCAAUCUACCAGACUGGAGAAGGUUGCCAGACUUAACUCGUGGUACCCAAGCUUCUUGGACCUGGACGACGACAAGUCGGUUGCUACGUGGGUGGAGGAGAACCACAAGCUACUGGAGUCGAACCUCAAGAAGCUCAAGGGAGACGCUACCAAGCAGACUUUGGCAAGACUGUUCCGCACAGACAUCAAAAACACUACAGAGGGGUUGGUGGAGAUUCUGUCCCUGUUGCCUGCUGAAGAGCGGGAAGCUGUUCUGAAAGAUUUGAGACAUUAA
Messenger RNA from Ogataea philodendri, 6654 nucleotides. RefSeq lists its product as uncharacterized. Gene Ontology annotation, molecular function: metal ion binding; ATP binding; acetyl-CoA carboxylase activity. Lineage: Eukaryota; Fungi; Ascomycota; Pichiomycetes; Pichiales; Pichiaceae. The record is from RefSeq and is a predicted model, not a curated record. Bases 1 to 6654 code for a protein of 2217 amino acids. The transcript has a single exon. Gene Ontology annotation, biological process: fatty acid biosynthetic process.